Caenorhabditis bovis is the source of this 2610-nucleotide messenger RNA. The record is from the annotation of a GenBank genome assembly. NCBI's taxonomy places the organism in Eukaryota, Metazoa, Nematoda, Chromadorea, Rhabditida, Rhabditidae.
AUGAUUGCCCAGCUCAAACAGUCUCUUUCACAAAAUGCAGCUUUUGAAAAGAGAUGUUCGGAAAAGCCCAUGGCGGAGCAAUCAAUUAGAGACAGAUUAAAAGCAUUAACUGAUAGCGCAAACCUGUGGCAACAGAAAACUCAAAAGCCUGUUUUACCAUUAUUUAGAAGAAAAAGCAGUGCCGCCUUAAAAGAGAUUCAACUAGGCAAAAAUGCGGCUUCAGAACCGAGCUCAAUCGAUAUUUCUUCGGGACUAAACACGUUUUUCAAAGCGACUCACAGCUGCAGCCAAACUCAUUAUGAGCCGGAACAUGUUGACCUCGACGCAAUCUCCAAUGCCGUAACACCUCUAUUGACCGCGCCGAGAAGGCCAAGGGGUCCAAAUAGAAAACGAUCUGGAUUGCAAAGUGAUUCGAGAACUAAAUUAGAAGCUGUGAAAAUUAAUGAAAGCAAUUUUGUGGAACCCGUGAAAGAUCAUGAAAAGAUCGAAACUCAAGAAGCGGCAAUUGCGGUCCUUAAAAACGCAAAAACUCUACUCAAAAGCCCUACAAAAAAAUCUGAUUACCCAGAAGUAAUGCUAAUUCAAAUAAGAGGCUCAAAGCACGUUGAUGUUCGCUUGGUCGCGCCUAAAAUGACUUCAAUUCAUGAAAAUGCCUGUUUCAUUCUUGUACAUCAUAAGAAUCUAUUGAAAUAUGAAGGUGUGUAUAGUAAUAUUCUCGAGAAGACGAAAACUACUCAAUUAUGCAUUGAAAUAACCGGAAAAGCGGAUCUUAAUUGCACAGUGGAAACGGCAACGCAUGUAAAUGAAUACCAAAAGCACAUGCUUCAACGUUUUCUUUCAAACUCGGAAAAUGAGCCGACAACGAGCAAACCAAUCGAGGAUAAUAAUAACGCCAUGGACUUUGGGGGAUAUGAGCCAUUUGAGAAUGUUGCCGCAAAAUUAAAUCUCGUUUUUCGAAUUGCGAAUGACAAAAGUGCUCAGGCUUGUUCAAGAAGUGAACGCUUAUCCAUUGCAAUUUUACAGCCCGAUGAGACUCUAAUAUUUGAUUUUGGCACUGAAAUAUAUGUGUGGUCUGGAAGAAAUUCGAAUAAGUUGACGACAGCGUAUGCCACGGAAUAUGCAAAACAGCUGAUCAACAAACCACUGAAAUCUGCGAAAGCAGUAAUCGGAGAGGAUGAGCUCGACCGUCGUCCUGAUUGGAUAUUGUUCCGGAAACUUCAUCAAGGCGUCCUUGACACGCUAUUCAAGGCUAAGUUUAGCGACUGGAAGGAUGAAGAAGGCCCCAUGACUACAUGCAGACCACAGCCGCUUUUCAAAAUAAAGAAAGAGGAAUCAAUUGCUGUUGACAAAAGUAAUGAUGACGUCGAGUCCGAAGAGCUUGCUGAAAAACUGCGCUCCGAAACCUCUUUGGAACCACUAAUGAUUCUUGAAGAUCAAGAAAUUGACCGAAGAAUGCAGGAUGUUGUCCCCGAAGAUAUGUCCCUUUGGUAUCUAAGUGGCGAAGUUCUCACCCCCGUCGAAUUUACAUCAACAUUCUUAUCCACGAGAUGCUAUGUUCUUAAAUGGCAGUAUCGCAUACAAAAAUCGGGAAUCCGACGCAUCACGACCGGAAAAGCGGAGGAACGUGAAACGGGCCGGUCACGAAUGGCGUUCUUCUAUUGGCUUGGAGAACGAACAACUCCGAAGCAACAUGGUCUAUGUGCACUAAGGAUCAAAGAUAUUGAUAAAGAAAAUAGUCCACGGAUCCGGGUGGUACAGGGCAAUGAACCCGCGUUGUUCCUUGCGCUUUUCCAGGGCAAAUUCGUAGUCAGAUGUGACUCAACGGUUAAACCCAAAAAGCUUUUUGUUGUUACUGGUGCUAAUACUUCUGAAGUAAGCCUUCGCGAAAUCGACGACGAAUCGCAGAAACUUCGGUCUCAUGCAGUUUACGUAGAAGAAAACGAAGCAGAGACAACUCUGAUUUGUGGCGCCUUCUCCUCCCGAACACAGGUUCAAUUGGCUCUUUCAGCCGUUGGCGGGGAGCCAAAAAUCGAAGUCGAAGGCGAUUCGCAAAGGAAAUGGGUUAAUUCUGAAGGACGAGAGCGUUCCAUGAGAGUGUGGAGAAUUUUUGAGAAUAAGGCAGAGAUGGUAGAACACCUUAGUGGGCAUGCUGACUGCUCAUUCACAUUCGACGCGAGAAUUCUUGCCGACGAUAUGAUGCUCAUUGAUGUCGGAGGUGCUCUAUGGCUCUGGACACCGGAAGUUGUAACAACUUUUGCAUUAAAGUUGGCUGACAAAUACUGGAAAGGUAGAAAUGGCCCUGCUCGUGUUAUAUACCGUAACGGUGAACCGGAAGCGUUCAAGGCUUUAUUCCAAAAAUGGGAGGAGACUGAAGAAAAAGGCCCAGAUGCGCAGAAUCUUAGAAAACUAUUGAGUGAGCGUUGUCGACAUUUUACCGUGAAAGAAUUACGUGAGAGGACUAAUCUUCCGGCCGGGAUGAACUUGAAGCGAUUGGAAAGUUAUUUGUCCGACACUGACUUCCAAGAAGUCUUCCAAAUGAGUCGCACGGAAUUUUAUGCAAUGAAAGCCUGGAAGCAAAACGAGGCUCGCAAAAAAGUCGGCCUUUUCUGA